AUUGACGCCAUUUUAUCAUUACCGGUCCUUUCGGUGUUCCUCAUCCCGACCCUCUCGUCCUAUAGCACGAGUCUCAAUCUGGUCUUCUUUUACAUGACCUGGAGCACUCUCGUCCUGUCACAUCCACCUCUUCGCGUCGAAUUAUUUGGGACUAUAAUCGUGCGCUUAAUCUUCUACGUCAUUCCGUCUCUGCUGUUCUUCCUAUUUGACAUCCUCACGCCGUCGGCAGCUGUGGUGGUGAAGGCGCAAGGCGAAGCUGGUCUCCCAACUGGCAGCAAGCAAGGCAAGAUCCGGUGGAAGGAAAUCAAGACCGCGGGAUGGGCUAUUGUCAACCUGGCACUGGGGAUUGCUCUGCAGGGGGUAAUUGAGUUGAUUCGGACGAAAUUAUUCGUACUGCCAAGCUCGCUGAAGGUAUCGAUGAAAUUGCCGAUGCCUGGGGAGAUGUUGAAGGAUAUGGUUUGUGCGACUUUGGGGAGGGAGGUGCUGGCAUACAUUAUCCACCGCUACGUCCUCCAUCGUGGAAACAAUUUCGCUGCCCAACAACACCAGUCCUGGUACCAUUCGCUCCACGCCCCCUUCCCUCUCACAGCACACUACGACCACCCACUCACAUACCUCCUCCUCAACUUCAUCCCGACCUAUCUACCAGCUAUGCUCCUGCGCUUCCACAUGCUCACCUACGUUGCCUACUUAACCAUCGUCUCCAUCGAAGAAACAUUCGCCUUCUCUGGCUACACAGUCAUGCCAACAAGUUUCUUCCUCGGCGGAAUCGCCCGCAGAACAGACGUCCACCUUACCAGCGGUGCAGAAGGGAAUUUCGGACCUUGGGGUAUCGUGGAUUGGAUCUGCGGGACGAGUGUGGGGGAUAAUAUUGCGGAUGAUAUGGAGGCGGAGGCGGAGGAGCAUGAGAUUGAUGAGAGUAUUCGGAGGGCGAUUGAGGCGUCGAAAAAGAGGAUUAGGGAGGUUGAUCAGAAACGAAGGAGGAAG
Messenger RNA from Aspergillus ruber CBS 135680, 987 nucleotides. Its product is annotated as sterol desaturase family protein. The annotation marks the transcript as partial. Lineage: Eukaryota; Fungi; Ascomycota; Eurotiomycetes; Eurotiales; Aspergillaceae. Gene Ontology annotation, biological process: ergosterol biosynthetic process. The record is from RefSeq and is a predicted model, not a curated record. The transcript has 2 exons. Gene Ontology annotation, molecular function: C-4 methylsterol oxidase activity; iron ion binding.